CUCUGGGCUGGAAGGAUGGAGUUUUCCCUUCUUCACUACCUGUUUAUCUCUCUGCUCAUUACCUUUAUAGUUCUCUACCAGGUGAAACCUGCAUUCAGAUUCUUCUGCAAGAUGACCUUCUAUAAGUUGUGGCUCUUCACCAUAAGCAUUGGGGUUGCCAUCCUCAGUGUUCCUCGUGGACGUAACGUGGACAACAUGAUGUUUUUGCGCACAUUGACCCGGCCACUCAAAUACAUCUUUGGCAUUCAGAUAGUGGUGAAGGGCAAGGAGAACCUCAGGACUAAGAAACCUUUUGUUCUGGUGGUGAAUCACCAGACCUCCCUUGACAUCAUGGUGAUGAUGGAGAUACUGCCGAGGCGCUGUGUGCCCAUUGCAAAGAAGGAGAUCCUGUACAUGGGCACAUUUGGCCUGGCCUGCUGGCUUGCAGGGGUCGUCUUCAUUGACCGCAAGAGGAGGGAAGAGUCCAUUGGCAUCCUGACAGAGGUGGCACACUCCCUGCACAAGGACAACCUGCGUGUCUUGAUCUUCCCUGAAGGAACUCGCAACCAUGGUGGCUCCAUGUUGCCCUUCAAACGUGGGGCCUUCCAGCUGGCUGUGAAAGCCCAGGUCCCCAUUAUUCCUGUAGUGUUGUCUUCCUACAACCACUUUUACAACCAGAAGGAGAAGAAAUUUACACCAGGAAAUAUGAUCAUCCAGAUCCUGCCAGAAGUGGAGACGCUGGGCCUGGGCCCAGAAGAUGUUCCCAAGCUGACGGAGCAGGUCCGUGACUCCAUGCUCUUUGUCUACCAGGGGAUAUCAGGAAUGACAAAUGGAGCUCCCCGUUAGCAGUCCCAUCUUCCAGCUCCAGCUGUGUGUGCCACAGCUGAGAGAAGGCCAUGGCAGCCACAGGAAGGUCUGGCAGCAGAGACAGUUGUGGAUUGCAACACUGACAUACCAGAGACAGGCAAAAGGUCCACCAAGGAGAGAAGCUUCCCAGGGGAAUGUUGCUGUGCCACCUCCCACAGAACUGUGCCAUCAAGGGGACAGACACACAAUGGAUAGCUGGACAUUUCUGUGUCAUCACAUUGCUGAGAAUGCCCCAGCCUGACCCCAGGCAGAGCUGGGCCCUUCCAGUGAUCAUCACUGCCUGCUUAUAACCACCUUUCCCUGUUCAGAUCCAGCAAGGUGGAGGUGUUGACCCCAGGCCUGAGAACAUGCUGCCUGGGAAGUGACUGCCCUGGGGUUUGGGGGCUGCCACAUUCCUCUGGAACUCAGGAGAAGGUGCUGUUUUCUUCCUCUUCUACGGGGAGGAUUUGGGAGGGAUCUCUGCCAUGAGAGACAGAAACCAAGGAAGCUUUGGGAGAGGGGAAUUAAAGACCUUACAUGUGUCUA
This is a messenger RNA of Poecile atricapillus (Black-capped chickadee), 1371 nucleotides long. RefSeq names its product 1-acyl-sn-glycerol-3-phosphate acyltransferase alpha-like. Gene Ontology annotation, biological process: phosphatidic acid biosynthetic process. Bases 16 to 825 code for a protein of 269 amino acids. The transcript is spliced from 6 exons. Lineage: Eukaryota; Metazoa; Chordata; Aves; Passeriformes; Paridae. The record is from RefSeq and is a predicted model, not a curated record. Gene Ontology annotation, cellular component: membrane; endoplasmic reticulum. Gene Ontology annotation, molecular function: 1-acylglycerol-3-phosphate O-acyltransferase activity.